UUAGUAGGUUACUAGGACGUGACUCGUUGCGGAAACGAGUUCCUCUUGCUUGUCCAGUCAGUCUUCGUCGGUCACGAAAGUUACUUUUAUUAAAAGUUAUUAACUAAAACUUUAUCUAUUUUGAUGAUGCGGUACUAAAUCUCAAUAAACUUAUUAAAGACGGAGUGAUUAUUUGUUCAAAAAAUUAAUAUUACACGAAAGGAAAUCAAAAUUAAUUUAAAUCUUCUGUAAAGUGAAAAAAGCAGCACGUGUUCAAAUUAUAAACGAUGGAUAAGACGAUAUCAAGUAAACGGGAGAAGAUUCUAUUGGUCUUUCUGUCCUGCUUUUUAUUAAAUGUAAAAGGAGAAGCUACGUUGGUGGAUAGCAGUGCCCUUCCUUUGGAACACAGAUCAGUAUAUGGAUCACCAUCAAACUUUGGAAAUUCAAUAUCACAUGGAGCAGAAGAAAAUUGGCCAUUAGCAUCACCUGAUACACCACAAAUUAAACACUUGCAAGUACAGUGUGAAAAAACUCAUAUGCGAGUGAACAUUGAGUUUGAUCGACCUUUCUAUGGUAUGAUCUUUAGCAAAGGUCAUUACUCAGAUAACCAUUGCGUUCAUUUAAAACCUGGAACAGGACACUUGAGUGCAACUUUUGAAAUCUUUCUUAACUCUUGUGGAAUGAGUUCUUCAGGUAAUCACAAUCUUGCUGCAUAUGGUGCACCAACUCCAUCUGGAAGUUAUGUGGAAAACACUAUAAUUGUACAAUAUGAUCCAUAUGUUCAAGAGGUUUGGGAUCAAGCCAGAAAAUUGCGCUGUACUUGGUAUGAUUUUUAUGAAAAGGCGGUGACAUUUAGGCCUUUCCAGGUCGAUAUGUUACAUGCAGUUACAGCAAAUUUCUUAGGUGACAAUUUGCAAUGCUGGAUGCAGAUCCAGGUUGGUAAAGGACCUUGGGCAUCAGAAGUGUCAGGGAUAGUAAAAAUUGGACAGACAAUGACAAUGGUACUAGCAAUUAAAGAUGAUGAAAACAAAUUUGACAUGCUAGUAAGAAAUUGUGUUGCUCAUGAUGGAAAGAGAGCACCCAUUCAACUCGUUGAUCAAUACGGUUGUGUAGUGAGGCCAAAGAUUAUGUCUAGAUUCCAGAAAAUAAAAAAUUUUGGUCCUAGUGCAUCUGUUGUAAGCUUUGCUUACUUUCAAGCAUUUAAGUUUCCGGAUAGCAUGAAUGUCCAUUUCCAAUGUGUGAUACAAGUAUGCCGUUAUAAUUGUCCGGAACCCAAAUGCGGUCAUUUGGGUAUUGAAUACGGUGGACAAGUAGCAGGCAUUCCUCAUGAUUAUGGAGCACCAGUACCACAAGGACUUUCUGCUGAGUACGGAUCACCACCUGUACCUGAAUACGGUGUUCCUCCUGCGUAUCCUGAUCCACGGCAUCCUAGUGGGCCAGCAGGAGCAUACAGCGAACCUAAUCCUGAUAUAGUACCAGUUCCUCAAGCACAAACUUCUUCAUCGUCAACUAUCUCUACACCAGGAGAUGUAACUGCAAGUAGUUCUCCUCAGAGUACUCAAGAUAUUAUUCACCUUCCGCCUCCACCAUUGCCAGGACACUCAACAGGAGCUUACCAUACUGUAAAGAGAAAAGGAACAGUAGGUUCUGAAGAACAUGAAGGUAACUUGGUUACUCUUGGAGGACGACCAAGAUCAGUUGAAGGACUUCCGGUGGAAUUACGAGGUGCCAGAAAACGAAGAGACAUUGUAAAUGAUAAUUAUAUUUCUGACAACUUUCUUACACUAACGAUUGUUACACCUCAUGUUCAUAAACGAGCUGCUCAAGAAAUGACGGAUGUAAAUACAUCUCGCACAAUUCAAGUUGUAGCCCCAGGUGACGUUAAUUUUGCAUUGGGUGCAUCAAACCCAAUCAAUGAUACUACAGUUGUGAUACAAAACACGAAUUCACAUACAGAUUCUGAAUCUAUUUGUAUGUCUUUAGCUGGUUUCGUAGGAGGCCUAGUUAUGCUUCUCUUAGUAGUAGUAGUUGCAUCUCUUGUGGCAGCGUUUCUGUUUGUUCGAGUGAAAGCAAUUGAUCGAAAAAAUUCAAGUAUAAAUAAUAUUAACUAUGUACAUACACCAUAUAUUUCAGAAAAGCCAGAAAUUGUAAAACUUGCUAAUUAAAAUUUUAAACUUUUAAAUUGGAAACCAAAUUUUAAAUAUUGUUCCCAGUUGACGCAAAUAUGUAUUAAUUAUACAUAUACUUGUUGUACAACAGUAUGUAACAUAUUCUAUCAUAACCUUGUAGCGAGUUACAAGCAGGUUAUAUAAAAUGUCAGCGUUGAACGCUGUAACAAAUAUGUAACAAAUAUGUAACUCAAAUAAUCUGUAACAAUUAUAUUACAAUAAUAUAAUAUACACACAUGUCUUUUUAGUCAUUAUAAAAAAAUUAUUAUAAAAAUAAAUGUAAGCAACCAACCAAUUAA
This is a messenger RNA of Leptopilina heterotoma, 2446 nucleotides long. RefSeq lists its product as uncharacterized. The record is from RefSeq and is a predicted model, not a curated record. Bases 267 to 2144 code for a protein of 625 amino acids. The transcript has 6 exons. Lineage: Eukaryota; Metazoa; Arthropoda; Insecta; Hymenoptera; Figitidae.